AUCCUUGCGGCAGCUUUUAUUGGACGUGCUGCUGUCAAGCAGUGCCGAAGAAUUGGAAGGGCAAACGCUCGAAAGGCAGAGAAAAAUACUUAAAUAAUUCACCAUUAUGUAGCGAAUUUCUGUAUUUUGCGUUUAUAAAGAACAAUCACCCAUCUUCCUUACUGAAAACCGAAACUUGGGGGACGCGCAGCGGUCUGUUUUUAUGCGAUUGGUCUGAUCCAGAGGAGGUACCUCUUCAACAGAUAAUUUGACAGCACUCUUCAUAUUUUUUUUCAGAAAGAGGAAAAAAUUGCAACUCAUUUUUACCCAGUUUUCUAUCUCUGUCGGGUCGUCAUCAAGCUGACAGUGGAUGUCUGAAUGAAGAUUCCACCCAAAUAUUUCUGUUUCGCCUAAUUGGUAUUUUUUUGGCAGAUAAAUGGCAUGUUUUGUCGGACUAAAUUGCAUUUUGUUGCAAGGGGGAGUCUUGAGAUUGGAGCGACAGUCGAGGGGAGCACCAUGCAGUGUGAAUAUUGUAGCCUGUUGAUGAUGGGGUAUAUGAGGCUGGAACAAACUGUCGUGAGAACCGGAUUGUGGCCAAUGUCUUGAAAUGAAGUGGCUAACCAGAUAGUCAAAGAAAAACAUUAGUUCAAUGGAAUUGGAUGGUUUUGGGUGGGGAGGACGGUUUCAGCAGAAGGCUUAUUGGACGAACAUGGAUCAAACUUCUGCUUGAAUUCAACCAGAAGACUGACGUUUACUUGAAAAGAGUAAAGUUUAAAAAAAAAUACAUACAUUCAGAAAGAGAGAGAGAGAGCAAGUGAUGUACGAAUCCGAGGCGGGGAAGCCGUCUCAUGAAGGAUAAAUCGGCCCUGGAAUAGAACCACAGAACAGCGGCGUUCUAUAAUAACGGGAUUCGUGUUAGCAAUAAUAAAACGACGCGUGUAGAAAAUCUCUCAAAAUUGCUUCAUGUAAAAAAAAAAUUAAAAAGCAGAGAGAGGAAAUCUGUUUCCUGGUUAGGGGGGGUGGGUGGGUGGGGGGGGAGGAACAUCUAUUAUUCAUGCUUAGUGUUAGAGAAACUAGAGAGAGCGUUUAGCAUUACGAUUUAUCAAGAGGGAGAAAAAGACCCCCCAGAAGAUAUCAGUGGAGGGAUACCGAAUGACAGUCGUCCAGGUAUUGGUAAAGCACUUGAGCUAGAGGGAUUGUCAGAAGUGGGGUUGAAGCAUGGGCUGUGCUUCAAGCAUUCAUAUCUCCGAUAGGGUGGUCUAUCAAAGUGGAAAGGAAUCAGACGAUUCCCAGCAGACCAAUGCCACUCCUGCCCCAGGACUUCUGAUCAAACCCAGCACUAUCAAGAACACAUUUACCCAGGUGCAGUUUGGACCAAUGAGGUUAUACGAAGAUCAUCUUGAGGUACUGUUAGUAUUUGCCAAAGAGGACAGCCAGAAUAAUGGUUUCUGCUGGGCGUGUGAGAAGGCCAACUUCAGGUGUAACGUGGCGAGGACGCCAGAGGCAGCGCUGGAGUGUUUCAAGGAAAAGCACCACGACCUCGUCAUCAUCGACCACAGACAUUCCAGAUACUUCGACGCUGAAUCACUAUGCCGGUCGAUCAGGGCGGUGACCUCUUCAGAAAACACUGUGAUAGUUGCUGUAGUAAAAAGGCCGGACAGGGAGGAGGCCUCGGUGAUGCCCCUUAUCAAAUCUGGCUUUAACAGGAGAUAUGUGGAGAACGCUAACAUGAUGGCCUGUUACAAUGAGCUGCUGCAGCUGGAGCGUGGAGAAGUUCUGGCACAGUUCAAACUGAGGGCGUGUAAUGCUAUCUUCACAGCAUUGGAGCAGAGUCAGGAGGCCAUAGAGAUCACCAAUGAGGAUCAAGUCAUUCAGUAUGUGAACCCUGCCUACGAGAGCAUCAUGGGUUACCAGCAAGGUGAACUAAUAGGGAAGGAAAUAACAGAAGUGCCUAAAAGUGAAAAGAAUAAGCCUGAUCUCCUUGAAACCAUAAACUCCUGCAUACGGAAAGGAAAGGAGUGGCAGGGGAUUUAUUAUGCCAAAAAGAAGAACGGGGACAGUGUCCAACAAAAUGUGAAGAUCACACCUGUGAUCGGACAGGGAGGUAAAAUCAGACACUACGUGUCUAUCCACAGGCCUUUACAUGAUCAGAAUAAGACAUCCAGUGAACGGGUGCAGGCAGAGUCUCAGACAGACAUCCAGUCCAGUAAGCAUAAGGACCGGAGGAAAGGCUCGUUGGACGUCAGAUCGACUACGUCUCGAGGGAGUGAUGGCAGUUCCCAGAGAAGACACUCCUCCAUGGCCAGAAUCCACUCCAUGACCAUCGAAGCUCCAAUCACCAAGGUGAUCAACAUCAUCAACGCAGCCCAGGAGUCUAGUCCAAUGCCCGUAGCAGAGGCCCUGGACCGGGUCCUGGAGAUCCUGAGGACCACAGAGCUCUACUCUCCUCAGCUGGGCACCAAGGAGGAAGACCCUCAUACUAACGACCUGGUGGGAGGACUGAUGACGGAUGGCUUGCGCAGAUUAUCAGGAAACGAAUACAUCUUUGCUGCGAAGCAGCCCCACCUCCCAAGUCACCUAGCCAUGCCCCUGUCGUUGAAUGACAUCCCUCCUCACGUUGCCCAGACAAUGGAGAAUGAAGACUCCUGGGACUUUGACAUCUUCAACCUGGAGACUGCCUGUCUGAAACGGCCUCUGACCUAUCUGGGCCUGAAGAUCUUCUCUCGGUUCGGGGUGUGUGAGUUCCUGAGCUGUCCCGAGGCCACUCUCCGCUCCUGGCUGCAGGGGAUCGAGGCUAACUACCACUCCACCAACUCUUACCACAACUCCUCACAUGCUGCCGAUGUCCUGCACGCUACCGCAUACUUCCUCUGCAAGGAGAGGGUCAAGCAAAGUCUGGAGCAGAUCGAUGAGGUGGCGGCUCUGAUAGCAGCCACGGUACACGACGUGGAUCACCCGGGACGCACCAACAGCUUCCUGUGUAACGCAGGAAGUGAGCUGGCCAUCUUGUACAACGACACGGCCGUGCUAGAGAGCCACCACGCUGCCCUUGCCUUCCAGAUCACCACGCGGGACGACAAGUGUAACAUCUUCAGGAACAUGGAGAGGAAUGAGUACCGUACCCUGCGUCAGGCCAUCAUAGACAUGGUGCUCGCCACAGAGAUGACAAAACACUUUGAGCACGUCAACAAGUUCGUCAACAGCAUCAACAAGCCGCUGGCCGCGCUGGAGGAGAACGGGGGAAUCGGCGACGAGGAGUCUGUCAAAGGCAUCCUAACGUCCCCAGACAACCGGAUCCUUGUCAAGCGCAUGCUGAUCAAGUGUGCCGACAUCUCCAAUCCGUGCCGACCGCUGGAGCUGUGCAUAGAAUGGGCCGGACGCAUCUCAGAGGAAUACUUUGCACAGACUGACGAGGAGAAGAGGCAGAGUCUACCGGUGGUCAUGCCUGUGUUUGACAGGAACACCUGCAGCAUUCCUAAGUCCCAGAUCUCCUUCAUAGACUACUUCAUCACAGACAUGUUCGACGCCUGGGAUGCGUUCGCAGACCUUCCCAACCUCAUGCAGCACCUGGACAACAACUUCAAGUAUUGGAAAGGCCUGGACGAGCGGAAGCUGCACAGCCUGCGUCCUCCCCCAGAGUAGGAGCACCCUGACUGGGGUCGACGCCAGGCCCCGGGCCCCUCCUUGGUUCCUGUCCGUCCAGGGGCUACCAAGCCUUCACUCUUCUGCUUCUGUAACACGCCAUCAAGCGUCCACAUGUCCGUCCAACAGAGACAACACACACGGACGGACGGACGUGCUGCAGCAACACCAGGCUCUUGCUUCGUACAUAAACCCUCGCUAGCUGAGGAUGGAUGAUGGACAGACACACGGUGCCUCAGAGUCCUUAUAAACUACCAGUGCCUGGUGGGCUUGUCUGUAUGCUCCUACUGCUGCCAGGGAGGCUGUGUGAGGGACUGUUCUUCUCCCAGCCAACCUGGUGAUGGACGUACUAUCCCCUUAGUACUCACACACGGGUUCCCCCUGCCUCUCUCUCUCUCUCUCUCUGUCUCUCUGUCAGUCAGAGGCCGGCUGAUGUUACUGUCUCUCUGCAGACUGACUGCACUGUUGGUUAGAGCUACGGGGAAACACACAAACAAACUGAACAUUGAGAUGUCAGGUGGUUUCAAGUCUCAGGCACCUCCAAUGAAAAACUGUUUGGAGGAUCAGCUGAUGGGACAGGGUCACAUUACACAGUUUUUCCUCCUAAAUGGCACCCUAUUCCCUAUAUAGUGCACUACUUUUAGGAUAAAAGAGUCUAUGGGGCUCUGGCCAUAAGAAGUGCACUUUAUAUAGAGAAUAGGGUUCCAUUUGGGAUGGCCAACAAUGUCAAAUCCACGUCAGACCGUACUACCCAGUGUGUGGUGGGCAUUCCGACCGGAUAAAUCCCUAUAUCGCCCCCCGGUGGCCACCAGGUCGAACUACACUCCACCUCCACCAGCUGCCACCAUCACCUUUUACUAUGUCUUCUAGCUGUAUUUCCUUUGUUUCUUUGUCCUUCAGAAGCACCUCGUCCACUAGAGGACCUGUAGCGACGGGAUGGGACACGAGGCCGUCCUAAACACACUAAAUUUGCGUUCCAUAUACCACCCUAUUCCCUUUAUAGUGCACUACUGUUGACCAGAACAAAUCAUCAAAUCAAAUCAAAUGUAUUUAUAUAGCCCUUCGUACAUCAGCUGAUAUCUCAAAGUGCUGUACAGAAACCCAGCCUAAAACCCCCAAACAGCAAGCAAUGCAGGUGUAGAAGCACGGUGGCUAGGAAAAACUCCCUAGAAAGGCCAAAAUCUAAGAUGAAACCUAGAGAGGAACCAGGCUAUGUGGGGGUGGCCAGUCCUCUUCUGGCUGUGCCAAGAGUAGUGCACUAUUGCCGUAUCGGCCCCAGUCAAAUGUAGUGCACUAUGAAGGGAAUAGGGUGCCAUUUUGGGACGCAUCCAGAGACAUACGUGGGUGGGGGUGUGGUCACGGGUGUUCAGUGGGUGGAGCUAAUUAACUGUCCUCAGGCCAUUGGUGAAAGACACAAACAUUCAGACAUCUUGGUCAUAGCCAGGUCAUUAUUACAGACCAUUUGGUCUUUUUAUUUUGUUUUAAAUCUUCCAUAUUUUCUUUAUAAAAC
This is a messenger RNA of Oncorhynchus mykiss (rainbow trout), 5131 nucleotides long. The record is from RefSeq and is a predicted model, not a curated record. Lineage: Eukaryota; Metazoa; Chordata; Actinopteri; Salmoniformes; Salmonidae.